AUGUCGGCAGCAGUGCAGGAUGGGACACACCACGGCAGAGCUCACGCCGCUGUCGAGGCGCUGAAGCACAAGACCGGCCUCAACCACGAUGCCGCAUACGCCCAAGACCGAGCUGUCGAUCCACAACAAACGCGGCAACCGGUCUCUGAUACGGCAGAUGGCAUUGGCGCGGGACCACAGGUCGUGAGCACGUCGGAUAAAAUCGAGGUGCUCUGCGGGCCUUUGAUCAACUACAAGCGAAUGAGCAAUGCCGGCACGGAUCGUCCACAAUGGCACGGCAGCAUCCUGAUCGUCACGAAGCCCGGUAACAAGCCAGGGCAGUUGACGGUGCGCUCUGUCUCGGGAGCGGGUGCGUCAGGCGAACGGGCUUUCAACGGAGAGAGGUUGUUUGAGGAUCCUAAGAAGGGAUUCUGGAGAUUCGAGGUCGAUGUGCCAUUCGAAGAGCAAGAGACGGUUUGGGAGUAUUCGAUACCAAACCUGGUGACUGCAGACGGUCUUCAGCCAUUGAACAGGCCAAAGCGGUUUGUGGUACCUUCGAAGCACGAGAGCAUGCGCAUCAUGUUCCAUUCGUGCAAUGGCUUCAGUGUGGGAACGGACAUGAAUGUGUGGACUGGACCAGUGCUGUGGGACGAUGUUCUUCGCGUACACCAAGAGCAGCCUUUCCAUGUCAUGCUUGGAGGUGGCGACCAGAUCUACAACGACAGUGUACGAGUGGACGGUCCACUUCGACCGUGGACCGACAUUGGCAACCCCAAAAAGCGCCGCGACUUCCCCUUUAAUGAAGAGAUGCGAUCCAAGUGCGACGAUUACUACUUCAACAACUAUGCCAAGUGGUACUCGACCGAGCCAUUCGCAACUGCAAAUGCUCAGAUCCCUCAACUGAACAUCUGGGACGACCACGACAUCAUUGAUGGGUUUGGCUCGUACACCGAUCAUUUCAUGAAGUGCUCUGUGUUCCGUGGCAUUGGCGGUGUUGCGCACAAGUACUAUCUCCUCUUCCAGCACCACAUUCCUCCACCUCCUUCGACAUACACGACCGAUGCGCCCCAGACGACUCGCACGACUGGAAAGACUACCGCGGCGGAUUCUGUCCAGCUGAAGGACACGUUUGUUAUGCUGCCGAAGCGUGAGGAUCCUAGUUGGAUCAUUGGCACCAAGCCUGGGCCAUACGUCGAAGAACGAAGCCGUAGCAUCUACUGCCAACUUGGCAAGCGUAUUGCCUUCCUUGGUAUUGAUGCACGUACGGAACGAACUCGCCAUCAGAUCAACUACCCAGAGACCUACGAUCUGAUAUUCCGGCGUGCGCAUGAUGAGCUGGCGCAGUCGAAUGGCGCGAUCAAGCACUUGGUACUGUUGCUUGGUGUGCCAAUCGCAUAUCCAAGACUGCAGUGGCUCGAGAACAUCCUUCAAUCACCCAUUGUGGGACCCAUCAAGUUCUUGAACAAACGAUUCGGCAUUGCCGGCGGCGUAUUCAACCAGUUUGAUGGAGGUGUCGAUCUUCUGGACGAUCUUGACGACCAUUACACGGCUCAUCAGCACAAGAAGGAACGCAAGAUGCUCAUGCUUCGAUUGCAAGAGCUUUCGAAGAAGCACAGCGUUCGCGUCACGAUCCUGGGCGGUGAUGUUCAUCUCGCAGCCCUAGGACGCUUCUACAGCAAGCCAGAGCUCAAAAUCCCUGCGGAGAAAGACUGGCGAUACAUGCCAAACAUCGUCAGCUCAGCCAUCACCAACAAGCCACCUCCGCAGGCCGUUGCGAACCUGCUAGCGAGAAGAAACAAGAUCCAUCACCUUGACCACGAGACGGACGAGACGCUGCUUGAGAUGUUCGACAAAGACCCAGCAGACGGCCUCGAAGGCAUCAAGCCCAAGAGCGCCAACAACAACCACGCAACGAUGCCCAGCCGAAACUACGCCAUCAUCACCGAGUCACAUUCGCACACGGGUGUACAAACCAACGGUGCUGCGGCAGCCAACGGCGCUGCUAACGGUGCCACCAACGGAGGAGCCCUGAACGUCGAAGCCGCCGCAACCAACACCGCCGACAACACCGACUUCGUCCUGCCCAAGAACCCCCGCGAACCCCUCCACAAAGGCGAGACGGACGCCGGCACGAAACACCCAGCCGCAGGCGGCAUCAAGAAGACCGGUCUUGCAGGAAUCAACGGCCUCGACGUAUCCAUCCGCGUGGAAAUCGAGUCUGGCGGCAAGGAAGGCAAGACGACGGGCUAUGGAAUCAGUAUUCCCGCUUUGGAGUCGGGCGCGUACAAGGACCAGGGGCAGAAGUGGUAG
Molecule: messenger RNA, 2289 nt
Organism: Zasmidium cellare ATCC 36951
Lineage: Eukaryota; Fungi; Ascomycota; Dothideomycetes; Mycosphaerellales; Mycosphaerellaceae
Exons: 2
Coding region: 1-2289 (762 amino acids)
Cellular component (GO): membrane
Source: RefSeq, a predicted model, not a curated record